AUGACUGAUUUUGUUGAAGAACCAUUUACAAUUAUUUCAUCACAUUAUCAACAUAAAUUGUCAUGUAUUUUUCAUCGAAAACGUUUUCCUUAUAUUGAUGAUCAAAAUAGAGAACAUGUAGUUAUUAUAUGUCAUGGUUAUAUGUCACAUAAAAAUGCACUUUUUCUUCCGCAAUUAUCUCGUAAUAUAUCAAAUUCAGAUACAAAUCAAUUUCAUUCAGUUCGCUUUGAUUUUCAUGGUUGUGGUGAAUCAACUGGACGCGAUGAAUGGGACUAUGGAGGAUAUGAAGAUGAAGCUAAAGAUGAUCUAAGAUGUGUUGUGGAAUAUUUACGUAAUAGAAAUGAUAAAUAUUUUAUUCGAGGUCUUAUAGGACAUUCACGAGCUGGAACGACGGCUUUACUUUAUGCUCUAUAUUAUGAUGAUAUACCAAUUAUUGUCAAUAUAGCUGGACGUUAUCGACUUGAACGUGGUAUAAAUGAACGGUUUUCUAAACAGCAGUUAGAUAAACUUGAAAAAAAUGGUUCAUUUAUAAUAUGUACCCGUGAUGAUGGAAAUUUUCGUAUAACAAGAGAAGCAAUAGAACGUCGAAAAAGUCUUGAUUUAAGUCAAAUUGAAAAAAUUCGUCAUGCAAAAGUUUUGAGUAUUUGGGGUGAUCAAGAUAAUGUUGUUCCCGGUGAUGAUAUAUAUUUAUAUAAUGAGCAAUUAAAAAAUACAAAAAAGAACGAAAUGAUCAUUGUAUCAGAUGCUAAUCAUUGUUUUAUAGGCAAAGAAAGAGAAUUAAUUAAUAUAAUCCAACAAUGGAUUCAGCAAUCAAUUGAAUGA
This is a messenger RNA of Rotaria sordida, 822 nucleotides long. NCBI's taxonomy places the organism in Eukaryota, Metazoa, Rotifera, Eurotatoria, Philodinida, Philodinidae. The record is from the annotation of a GenBank genome assembly.